GAAAGCGGUGACGUCACUUCCCCCAUCAUCCUGCCGCAGACCAGGAGACCUCGCCUUUCGCUCUGCGUCGUCUGCCGCCGCUUCACAAGCCAGAACCAGAACCGCGACCAGAAUCAGCCAUGCCAGAAAGCAGCAAAAGUCACGUGAUCCUGCUAUCGUGCGGCAGCUUCAAUCCCAUCACCAAGGGACACAUCCAUAUGUUCGAAAAGGCAAGGGAGCACCUGCACAAAAGCGGCCGUUUCAUCGUGAUCGGAGGGAUCAUUUCGCCGGUGCACGACUCGUAUGGGAAAGCUGGCCUGGUGUCCAGCAGGCAUCGUCUGACCAUGUGUCAGCUGGCCGUGCAGUCGUCUGAUUGGAUCAGGGUCGACCCUUGGGAGUGUUACCAGGAGACUUGGCAGCCCACCUGCAGCGUCCUGGAGCACCACCGAGAUCUGAUGAAGCGAGUGACGGGUUGCAUUCUGUCCAACGUCAACACGCCGUCGUCCACGCCCGUCGUCGGUCAACCGCAAACGCGGACUCCGCCCCUUUACCAGAACCGCAACAACCUGAACCGCCAGGCCACUUCGGUGAAGCUUUGGGGGAAGCUGAGCGAGAGUUUGGGCAAAGUGUGCUGCGUGCGUCCUCACAUGGAACGCUUCGCCUUCAUCGAUGAAAACGCCAACUUGGGACCCAGCCUGACGUAUGAGGAGAUCGAGUUGCGCAUCUUGCUCCUGUGUGGAAGUGACCUCCUAGAAUCCUUCUGCAUCCCUGGCCUGUGGAAGGACAGUGAUAUGGAGGUAAUCGUGGGCGACUUCGGCCUGGUGGUGGUUCCUCGUGACGGCGCCAAAACAGAGCGCAUCAUGAAGCAGUCGCCGGUGCUGCGCAAACACCAGGACAACAUUGUGGUGGUCGAGGACAACGGCGAGCAUCCCAUGGCGCAGGUCAGCUCCACCAAGAGCAGGCUGGCGCUGCAGCACGGCGACGGACACGUGGUGGACUACCUGUGUCAGCCCGUCAUCGACUACAUCCUCAACACGCAGCUCUACAUCAAGGCCUCGGGAUAGAGACUGCUGCAGCGCAGCACCCGUGUGCUAGCCGGCGCCCGCUAACACGUCUCCCCGCCGACCGCACCACUUGGGCCAUUUCCACACCCACCCGCAUCGCACCGGGGACUCCAAAACAUUUUUGGGCCCCCCGUGUCCUUUGACGCAUUCACCAACUUUUCUGCAUGUUCUUCACACCAGACGCAGCGUGGGCUAGACUGGGUGACAAAUAGGAGU
Messenger RNA from Syngnathus acus (greater pipefish), 1259 nucleotides. RefSeq names its product nicotinamide nucleotide adenylyltransferase 2 (gene nmnat2). The transcript has 11 exons. Lineage: Eukaryota; Metazoa; Chordata; Actinopteri; Syngnathiformes; Syngnathidae. Gene Ontology annotation, biological process: NAD+ biosynthetic process. Gene Ontology annotation, cellular component: Golgi apparatus. Gene Ontology annotation, molecular function: nicotinamide-nucleotide adenylyltransferase activity; nicotinate-nucleotide adenylyltransferase activity. The coding region runs from base 120 to 1043 and encodes 307 amino acids. The record is from RefSeq and is a predicted model, not a curated record.